Messenger RNA from Mycena citricolor, 2725 nucleotides. NCBI's taxonomy places the organism in Eukaryota, Fungi, Basidiomycota, Agaricomycetes, Agaricales, Mycenaceae. The record is from the annotation of a GenBank genome assembly.
UGAACACGUUGAUAACAUGUGACCGUGUCCGGCGCAAGCAUCGGGGACAAUCGGCCAUGAUGAGAAUGAACAGCCAACCGCUUUCAAUCCGGACAGCCGAAGCCGAUCAGCACUCGGCUCGGUGAGGUCAUAAAGUCCGGGAGAGUCCAUUCUCUACCACCAGCAUUGAUUCACAUUCACCGACCAUGGCUACGCUGCAGCAACCCAUGAAUGCGUUCACCAGAGACUAUGUCUCGAUCUCCGACCACGCAUUGAUCGGAAACUUGCACACCGCAGCGCUCGUCAGCACCGAUGCUUCCAUCGAAAGUUACUGCAUUCCAAACUUCGAUUCCCCGUCUGUCUUUGCGCGCAUCUUGGACAAGAAGAAGGGCGGACACUUCUCGAUUACACCCACGGUCCCGUACAACGCCAAGCAGAACUAUGCAUCUAGCUCUAACGUUCUACAUACCAAGUUUAUGAACGAAGGAGGGGUGGUCACCAUCACUGACUUCCUGCCCCGUCAACCCGUUCUGCCUCUCGGUGGGACCAAGCAUCCACUCCUUCCGUGGCUAAUCCGACGCGUCGAGGUCGUUCGCGGCACCGUCCCUCUCCGCGUCGAAUGCGCCCCCGCCUUCAACUACGCACGAUCCAAGCACACGACUGACAUCGUCCCCUCGCACUCUGACGGCACCAGCAAAGCGGUCUUUCAAUCUGACCUUCUCACCCUGGACCUUCGCUUCGUACCCGAAAGCACCAUGCCGAACGUUCCUGCGCCGCAGAUCGACCUGGCCCUGCUGGAUCUAUCGGAGCUUGGACAUCUGGGACACGCUAUCCAAAGCGAGAUGACACUCACCGAGGGCCAAUGCGUGACCUUCGUGCUACGCCAUCUGCCGAGCCCGGCUCAAGCUGGGUCGGUCCUGCCUAGAAGUGAUCCGCCCUUGACUGUGGACUUUGUGAACAGUCUUCUCACCGCAACGAACAAGUACUGGCUCGAUUGGAUUCGGCAGUCGACGUACAACGGCUCGUGGAAAGAAGCUGUCCAUCGCAGCGCCCUAGCCUUGAAGCUGCUUAUCUAUGAGCCUACCGGUGCGGUUGUGGCGAGUCCGACCUUCAGCCUACCAGAGUACAUCGGCGGGACACGGAACUGGGAUUAUCGCGCAUCCUGGAUUCGUGACUCGUCGUUCACGCUCUAUGCGCUGAUCCGACUGGGGUUCACCAAAGAAGCAGAUGCUUACAUGGAAUUCAUCUUCGAGCGGCUACGAAACAAGAACCCCGAUGGCAGUUUGCAAAUCAUGUACACUAUCCAUGGGGGCUCAGAACUCGAAGAGAUCGAGUUGACCCAUCUUGAUGGACAUAAAGGAUCAAAGCCAGUGCGGUGCGAUCUGUGUCUGCUGGCUCCAAAGACACAAGCUCAUCACUGGCUUUGCAAGGAUUGGAAAUGGGGCCGCAGAUCAUGUUCAGUUGGAUAUCUACGGUGAACUCAUGGAUUGUAUCUAUCUUGGCCAGAAGUCUGGGAGACCGUUAUCUUAUGACACAUGGCUCUUGGUGCGAGACCUAGUGGACUACGUCGUCGCAAAUCUGCACCAACCAGAUUUAUCUAUCUGGGAAGUCAGAAACAAGAAGCGGCAUUUUACGUAUUCCAAAGUGAUGCUUUGGGUCGCUAUCGAUCGUGGCCUCCGUCUCGCAGACAAACGGUCCCUUCCCUGCCCGAAGCGUCUGGAGUGGCUCGCUGCUCGUGAUGCACUGUACGAGGAGAUCAUGACUAAAGCAUGGAACCCGGAGAUGCAGGUCUUCGGUCAAAGCUACGAGGAUCGCGACAUUCUCGAUUCUGCGGUGCUGAUUAUGCCGUUGGUGUUCUUCAUCCAACCGAGCGACCCCCGAUUCAUGGGGACGCUGCGGCAGAUCCUGAAAACGCCGGAACGCGGCGGGCUGACUGCCAAUGUGAGCCAUCUGGGCGGCAGGAUCAUGACACGGGACUGAUUGUACGCAGAACUUGGUCUACCGCUACGAUGUGAGCAAAGCUGAUGAUGGUGUUGGUGGCGAGGAGGGCACAUUCUGUCUCUGCACCCUUUGGUGUGUCGAGGCACUGACACGUGCCGGUGAAUACGACCUGCCAAUGCUGCAGCGGGCUGUCUCGAUGUUUGAGGACUUUUUGCUCUACUUGAACCACGUGGGCCUGUGCACCGAGGAAAUAUCUGAUGCUGGCGAAGGGUAAGCACGCUUCAUGUGGCUUCCGUCCGGUAUCUCAACUUCGCCUUCUUUCUUCCAGUCUUGGGAACGCCGUUCAAGGAUUCACGUAUGUUGUCCACCUCGUCGAUUUUUCGCUCGCAUUCAUUGCUGCUUUAGGCACGUGACGUUGAUUUCUGCUGCUUAUAACUUGUCGAGGACCAUGACCAAGAAAACCAAGUUCUAAUCGUCCUUGUAAUGAUUUGGCGAAAUAUAGAUCAGAAUGUACUGUGCAAGAACGAAGAGAUGAUAUUUUACGCUGCUACGAGUCGAUCUAGUUUUCGUCAUUCGAUCGGAAUGUUUGGGACAAGCACACGAGGCCGAAAACUUGACCACUAGAUGUUUGAUCAACCGGGGGUCGUGAAAGUGUCAAACGGCAUGGGAUGGGCAACGAAAAUCAUUUGGAUCGAUCACGCGACCACUUCUACGUCGCUCAAAACGCAGCACUUGAGUUACUGAAGACCAUUAAGUACUGCAGUUGUGGCAAGAGCAGCCACUAGGGCUAACAAAGCUUAACAAG